AUGUCUCGCCGCCGCCGUCACAAGAUUUUUGAUGAUAUCGACCCAGCGCACUCGGAUGCGCCCAUAAUCGCCUGUUGUUUUGUCUCUGGUCUUUGCGACAGUGUCGCCUUCAACGCAAGCAAUGUUUUCGUGAGCAUGCAGACGGGAAACACCAUUUUCUUGGCCCUCGGCACAGCCCACCUUCCAUACGGCGCCUCCACCCUCUGGCUCAAGGCGCUGGUCUCCAUCGCCGCCUUCUGGGCCGGCUGCUUCUGCUUCGGCCAGACCCGCCGCAUCGGCAACAAGCGCAAGUCCACCCUGGCGCUGUCCUUCCUGGUCCAGUCCCUGCUCAUCCUCAUCUCCGCCGCCGUGGCGCAGGCGGGCUCCGUCCCGGCCUUUGCCAUCGGCUCCCUCGGCUCCGACGCCAGCGAGAUCCUGCUCAAGAGCUACGAGACCAACGCCAUGUCGCUGAUCCCGCUGUCGCUCAUGGCGUUUCAGUUCGGCGGCCAGAUCGUCACCAGCCGCGUCCUGGGCUUCAACGAGGUCCCCACCAACGUGCUCACCUCGCUGUACUGCGACCUGCUCUCGGAUCCCCUGCUGUUCGCGCCCGCGGGCGCCAAUGUCAAGAGGAACCGCCGCCUGACGGCUAUUGUCCUGAUGAUUGCCGGCGCCAUUCUCGGCGCCUGGCUGCAGAGGUCCAGGGCCGGUAUGCCUGCUGCGCUGUGGAUUGCUGGUGCCGUCAAGAUGGUUAUUGCUGUCGCUUGGGCUGCCUGGAAGCCGAAGCAGAAGCUCAGUGGUGAGAAGGCAGCAGGGCGGGUGUAG
Messenger RNA from Cryphonectria parasitica EP155, 801 nucleotides. RefSeq lists its product as uncharacterized. The transcript is spliced from 3 exons. The record is from RefSeq and is a predicted model, not a curated record. Lineage: Eukaryota; Fungi; Ascomycota; Sordariomycetes; Diaporthales; Cryphonectriaceae. Bases 1 to 801 code for a protein of 266 amino acids.